GCGACUGAACGAGCAUUAACACACGGAGUACCGACAUGCUGCGAACACAAGCUUUCAGUUUUCGCAGAACACUUCUGCGUACUUAUGCCACCGCCUCUUCACCUAAUGCGCUAGUCUUCCUCGAACAUCGUCAGGGUGUCAUCGAUUCCGGCUCCCUUUCAGCCCUCACAGCUGCUGGCCAACUAGGCGGCCAAGUCACCGGUCUGGUGUUAGGUGGAUCAGAUGAAGUCAAAGUCAUCAUAGAGACAGCAAAAAAAUUGCAAGGGCUAUCUUCCGUUCUGCACUCCAGUUCCCCUCAAUACACCAUUCCCUUGCCUGAAACAGUUUCACCGCUUCUCGAAAAGCUCCUCUCUGAAGGAUCACCCUUUACACAUGUUAUUUCCGCCCAUUCAUCUCUUGCCAAGUCUAUUUUGCCUCGAGUCGCAGCCAAACUCGAUGUACCGGCCGUCUCCGAUAUCACAUCGGUUGAACACGAUGCGUCGUCCAACAGCACAACUUUUACACGCCCCAUAUAUGCAGGAAACGCCAUAUCAACUGUUCGUGCCCCAUCUUCGAUACCUAUCAAAUUCUUCACUGUUCGGUCAACGGCCUUCUCACCCGCUGAAUUCUCCGAAGGAGCAGAGGCUGAGCUGAAAACCCUCGACCCCGUACAGGUCUCCGACUCUCCCUCAGAGCACGUUAGCACGUCGUUGACCAAGUCCGACCGGCCUGAACUGGGUGUUGCUAGUCGAAUCGUCUCGGGUGGACGUGCUUUAAAGAAUGCAGAGACAUUCCAGUCCACUCUCUAUCCCUUGGCCGACAUCCUCGGGGCCGCCGUCGGAGCUUCUCGCGCGGCGGUGGAUGCUGGAUAUGCGGAUAACUCCUUGCAAGUAGGCCAAACGGGUAAAGUCGUUGCACCUGAGCUUUACAUGGCCCUCGGCAUAUCAGGAGCUAUCCAGCAUCUCGCUGGGAUGAAAGACUCGAAACUCAUCGUCGCAGUGAACAAGGACCCCGAUGCUCCCAUCUUCCAAGUAGCGGAUGUUGGACUUGUCGCGGAUUUAUAUGAAGUUGUUCCCGAGCUUAUUGAGAAACUAAAGCGAUGAAAUAUAUGUUCUUGUCCUGAAUUUUUUAUUUCGGUGUGAAAUGGCGAGCUUCUAAUUAUUAAAAGCUGGAUAGUAAGAGCAUAGACCUAUCAAUGAACCACGAAGU
This is a messenger RNA of Serpula lacrymans var. lacrymans S7.9, 1188 nucleotides long. RefSeq lists its product as uncharacterized. Gene Ontology annotation, cellular component: mitochondrion. The transcript has 3 exons. Lineage: Eukaryota; Fungi; Basidiomycota; Agaricomycetes; Boletales; Serpulaceae. Bases 36 to 1082 code for a protein of 348 amino acids. Gene Ontology annotation, molecular function: electron transfer activity; flavin adenine dinucleotide binding. The record is from RefSeq and is a predicted model, not a curated record.